GGAUUUUAAGGAAAAUACAAUGUGCAUAUGACUUUGUGAAGUACCAGUGACCAAUCUGAAGAAAGAAUUUUGUUUUAGCAUUUAGUUCUGAUUUUCAAUCAAGGAAAGGACUUUGUUUAAAUCAACAACAGGCAAAACAUUGUCUAUACACUACAAAUCUAAAUGUGAAAGAUGUCUUGGAAGAGGAAUUAUUUUUCUGUGGGACGGGGCAGUGUACAAGGAAUGUUCACUCCACGUAAUACAACAUCUAUAGCACCAAGUAAAGGUCUCAGCAAUGAACCAGGACAGAAUAGCUGCUUUCUGAAUAGUGCAUUACAGGUUCUCUGGCAUCUUGAUAUUUUUCGACGCAGUUUUCGACAGCUUACAACUCACAAAUGCAUGGGGGAUUCCUGUAUUUUUUGUGCUCUCAAAGGUAUCUUCAACCAAUUUCAGUGCAGCAGUGAGAAAGUGUUGCCUUCUGAUGCUCUUCGUAGUGCCCUUGCAAAGACUUUUCAAGAUGAGCAGCGUUUCCAGCUGGGCAUCAUGGAUGAUGCUGCAGAAUGCUUUGAGAACCUCUUAAUGAGGAUUCAUUUUCACAUUGCAGAUGAAUCUAAAGAAGACAUCUGCACUGCCCCACAUUGCAUUUCACACCAGAAGUUUGCAAUGACCUUAUUUGAGCAGUGUGUCUGUACUAGUUGUGGUGCCACCUCUGAUCCGUUGCCUUUUAUCCAGAUGGUGCAUUAUAUCUCAACCACUUCACUCUGCAAUCAGGCAAUUUGCAUGCUGGAAAGACGAGAGAAACCCACUCCAGAUAUGUUUGGAGAGCUGCUACAAAAUGCCAGCACCAUGGGGGACUUGAGAAAUUGCCCGAGCAACUGUGGCGAAAAAAUUCGUAUUCGUCGCGUGUUGAUGAACUCUCCCCAGAUCAUCACCAUUGGACUGGUCUGGGACUCAGAUCACUCAGAUCUGGCUGAGGAUGUCAUUCACAGCCUAGGCACCUGCCUUAAACUGGGAGAUCUCUUCUUCAGAGUUACUGAUGACAAAGCAAAACAGUGUGAACUGUAUUUGGUUGGAAUGAUUUGUUACUACGGAAAACAUUACUCCACCUUUUUCUUCCAAACAAAGAUUCGCAAGUGGAUGUAUUUCGAUGAUGCCCAUGUCAAAGAGAUAGGUCCCAAGUGGAAAGAUGUUGUGACCAAGUGCAUUAAGGGUCAUUAUCAGCCAUUGCUACUACUUUAUGCAGACCCUAGGGGAACUCCAGUAUCAACACAGGACCUGCCGACGCAAAUGGAUCUACAACAGUAUAGCAGGAUUUACUAUGAUAGUGAAGACUCAGGGCGUGAGCCUUCCAUCACAAGUGACACUAGGACAGACUCUUCUGCAGACAGCUAUCCCUAUAAACACUCCCACCAUGAAUCUGUGGUCAGUCACUUCUCUUCUGAUUCUCAAGGAACUGUCAUUUACAACAUGGAAAAUGAUGUAGCUUCACAGAGCAGCAGGGACACAGGACACCUGACUGACAGUGAAUGUAAUCAGAGGCAUAUUUCCAAAAAGGGCUCACUGACAGACCGUAAGAGGAGUUCCAGCAGAUCUCGAAAAAAGGGAGAUGAGUCACAGCCAUCAGGAUACCACAGUGAAGGGGAAACAUUGAAGGAGAAACAAGCCCCCAGAACUGCCCCUAAGACAUCCAGCAGUACCAGCAGGCUAAGGGAAUUUAAAGAGACAGUCAGCAAUAUGAUCCACAUCAGACCAUCACAGACAACCCAGGACUCACCACAUGGAAGGAAAGAGCAGACUGAAAUACAGUCACUGCCCAGAGGUCUGCCUGCUCGAGACUGGGAAAUGGAGAGUACCAGUAGUGAAUCCAAAUCUAGUUCUUCUAGCAAGUACCGACCCACUUGGAGACCCAAAAGGGAGUCUCUGAACAUAGACAGCAUCUUCAAUAAAGAAAAGAGGAAACAGUGCGGCUACACACAACUCAGCCCCUUCUCUGAAGAUGCAGCUAAAGAAUUUAUGGAAGAUGAGCUGAAGGAGCCAGUCUCUCAAACAAGAUCAAACCGAUCCAGCAGGUAUAAGUACUGGGCCCUAGGUCGGGGUGCACACCAUAUGGUGGAUCAGCACCCUCAUCUGAUCCAAAGGAUGGAAUCUGGUUAUGAAAGCAGUGAGCGCAACAGCAGCAGCCCAGUCAGUCUGGACAUGCCUUUGUCAGAGAGCUCCAGCACCUCCAGGGAUUCUCAUAUGAAACGACCUGGAGGUUUUGUCCCUGCUUGGCGUAAUAUCCCCAAAUCACAUAGCAGCAGCAUCUUAGAAGUAGAAUCUGCUUCAUCUGCUACUUGCUGGGCAAACAACAAGCACUCCAUUGGUAAUGGUGGGGAAAUGCUUGUCUCUUCCAAGAGUGAACUAGAUGAAUUACAAGAAGAAGUAGCAAGGAGGGCCCAGGAGCAAGAACACCAAAGGAAGCGGGAAAAAGAACUGGAGGCAGCAAUGGGCUUUAAUCCACACCCAAGCAGGUUCAUGGACCUGGAUGAACUGCAGAACCAGGGGAGGACUGAUGACUUUGAGAGGUCCGUACAGGAGGCAGAUUCAAUCUUUGAAGAGUCAUUGCAUCAAGAGCAGAAGGGGGACUGUGCUGCGGCUCUGGCUCUCUGUAAUGAAGCUAUAUCUAAACUAAGACUUGCCAUGCAUGAUGCCAGCUCUAGCACUCACAGCAGAGCUCUAGUCGAUAAGAAGCUGCAAAUCUGUAGCCGAAAAGAGCGGAGCCUCCAGGAUCGCAUGCAGCAACAGCAGCCAGCGCAGCCGGCGCCCACCCGCCACCCGCCGCCGGGGGGCCACAUGACCCAAACUACCAGUGAACAGGCUGUCCCGCUCCAAGUACUGCUGAGCCAGAAGACAGUGCUGGAACCCAGCAGAGAAGCAGAACUCGGGUCCAGUUCUUACUUCCAUCCACCUGCUUCCCAUCAUGAAAUGCAGUCAUCAUAUCCCAAGACCUUUCUCCCAUCGCCUGCUGAAGGCUUCCCCUCUCACAAGACCUCUCUGAACAUUCAAGCUGCUUCUGCUGGUUUCAGUGGUCAAGUUCCCUCUUUUCCAUGUAGACAUGGGAUGGGUGCUAGAUCUAUUCAAAUGGAGAAUGAUGUGGAGCUUGAGGGAGUCUGUCCCAAUAGUUUCAAGGGUGAUAAGGAUUGCAACAAGAGCAGUAAGCACGAAGAAGUACUUAACACAACAGCUUCUCUCAAACCAUAUCGCAAAAUGAAAUUUAACAUGGUGAACUCUGGAUCUCUGCCUACGCUCUUCCCCUCUUCAUAUCCAAUGCAAGCGCCAUCUGAUAAGAAAGGUGUGUAUGACUCCUACUUCCAACCAUCAAGCUGUUCAGAGUGGCCGAGUGCUUCUCAGCAAGGAGCCUCUCAUGUCUUAACACUGGCUUCUCUUUCCCCUUUGCCACAUUUUCCUCCGGAUCCAUUAAAGACUACUCAUAGGUACCUCAAAGCAAAUAGCCCUAAGUGUUUGCAUCAGCCACAAGGAGAGUUUGUCAAUGGGGAUUCUCCGAAAUCUGAGACGGUUCAUAGCAAGGGGCAUGUUCGUUCCCUGGCAGAACAGUUCCAGCGGUUGCAGGGGGUCCCCCAGAGGGAAGGCCCUCCUGAGGAAGAACAGAAAGUGGCUCAGAAUGCUCCCGCGUUACUGCAGGAAUCUGACAGCAGUCCUCCAUUCUCCUGUUAUAGACAGCCAGUUGUGGGAAGACCAGAAAAUAGAAUAUGGCCUGCUGAAAAGUUGAGCCCAGGUCUGAGUUCUAAGGAUAAGUUGUGUUCCAAGGAUUGUCUUAGUGCUUGCAGUACAAUUUCUAAGAGUUCUGGAUUUCACCACAAAGAGCUAUGCAACAAAGGGAAACAAUGUGCCACGGAUCCUGAUGUCUACCCAGGAAGGUUCAGUCAUGAAGGAGAAGUGAGACAGGUGAAGGACAGAAAGCCUGCCGGCUUGGUUUCAUCUAUGCCUGUGGACUGCUGGGUAGAGAAUGUUAAAAGGUAUUAUAGUUCUCAGCUGGAUUACAAAAAUACUACCUGGCUUCUGGUGCCUGGGAACAAGUUAGCAGUGUCCAAUCAAGUAGCUUAUGGAGAGAACCCAGGGCAGAAGCACCCACAGUGGAAUGAAGACACGGAGCAGGAGAUUUCUGAGCUGGAGGCCCUGUAUCAGGCUAGCUUGCAGGCACCUCAGACAAGCCAGUCUGUAUUGGGAAAGCUGGACAAUUCCCGGCAUCUGUUGGGCAAGACAGCAUCUGCAAAUUUACCUACAAGAAAGAUGCACAACACAGCUUGCAUGGGUCUCUCAAAAACGCCAACAGCAGAGAUUGAACGCAAUGUCUACGGAGCUAUUGCAUCUCCAUUCUCUAAGGUACCAUACACAAGAAACCAUGGCAAGGAGCCCGAAGAGGAGAUGUACAGUGCAGAGAACUUCCGUCGCAUUGCACGAAGUCUCAGUGGAACGGUCAUCACAAACAAGGAAGAGACACUUGUUUCUUCCCACAGUUUUGAAAUGUCCAAUGAGAGGAAAAUCCCAGUGGAAGCCAGACACCGCUCUUCCAGCACCACUUCCCUCACUUCCCCUCACGAUUCUCCUCCUGUGUUACCCUUUGAUCCCCAGCACUAUUCAGCCCAACUGCAGCACUACUCCUAUGAUGCACCAGUGCCUAGCAUGGUAGGCAAGACACAUAGGCAAUCAGGAAAUCCGAAGAACAUCCAAAAAAUUCUGGCUGUGUCUGACAGGGGUGAAACUUUCCAAGGUGAAGACAACCGAAGUGUGGCACUGAGUUAUGGGAGCCUCACUUACAAACAGCAGGGCCUGUUUUCUCAAGGACAGAAAUGUUUUCUUAAUAAACAUUUAGGAAAUGAAGAAGCAUCAAAUGCCUCUGGUUGCCCGCUGCAGCUGAACCACACUUCCAGACAAACAGCAACACUACCAGACAGACAAACAGUACAUUGGGGAUAUGUUGCUCAGGCAAGAAAGGGGUCACAAGAACAUUUACUCCAGCAGCCAUUCCACCAAGGAAAGCAUGAGUUCUAUGCCACCGACGGUAGGCCAUCAGUUGGCAUGAGUUACAGUACCUUAGGGAUACCGCAUCAGGUUUCAAGAGACAUAGAUGGUUUUCAAGGUUGUCCUGUGCCUCCCGCACAUGCUAAGGCUCCAGGUCCAAGGAGGGUAGAUAUGCCACCAGAUGAAGAUUGGCGGCAGAAUAGCUAUACCCCUCAGCCUGGAGCAAGGAGAAUUUUGUCAGUGCACACGACAGAUGGACCUUACUCAUCCACAUCUGAGAUGCACCAGAAGAUGCUAGCAUGUGCAGCCAUUGCCUCCAUGCACAACAGUGGCUGGUGAAGUCUCAGCCUUUAGAUAUGAUUGCUCCCUUAUGAAUUGUCUGAACUGUAGUUACUGAAAUGCAAUCGAUAACAAGACAGCCAGUUUUUCCCCUUCAGUGUCUGUGCCAGUCUUGUCCUUAAAAGUAGCUAUACAAUAAGUGGAAGCUAAUUGCACUGUGUUUCUUUUUCUGUACUGCUAGGUCACUGUCUCGGGGGAACUUUUCAGUGACUCCGUUUCCAGCUUCUUUCCACAGGAAAUGAUUUAAGGCUCACUACUAGCCAAAGAAGAGCAAGAUUUGCAUAUGGGUUAAACAUUAAAUCCACUGUUGAUGACAAUAGGCUGCAUUUGUCAAGUGAAGUGUCACUAGUAAACCCUUAUGCCAACCUGCUUUUCAAUCUUGGGUUAUCCUUCUCUGUUAGAAUGGGGAAUGGGGAGACUGAUGUGCUUUCUAUGCUCCUCCAAGUGAGACAUUUGGCAGUGCUCAUGGGUUAAUGAGGCAAAUGUAUCUUUCUUUGUGCUGAAGUAUUGGGGCACAAGUGACUGCUGUAGGUGCUAGUGAGGAAGUGGAAAGAAUGCAUAGCUCAAAUGCAAACCAGGCUCACUUCCACUCCUCAGAGCAGACUAAGGGCGCAAUCCUAUGCAUGUUUAGACAGAAAAAAGGCCCACAACUUCCCAUAGCUGGCUGAGGCAUGCUGGGAAUUAUAGGCCUUUUUACUGUCUAGACAUGCAUAGGAUUGCACCUCAACAGUGUUUCAAACAGCAAAGAUUGUUAAGGCUGCACACUCCAUUAUAAGAUGGUAAACACAGAAUCACUUUAACCAUUUUAGGGUCAGACAUAUUUGCCUUUGUAAGUAUUUUCAAUAAAUCUAUGAAAUAGCUCUAUUUAUUGGGUGAUGUUGUAUAAAUUGCUUUUAUGUCUUUCAAACUGGCACGCAAUUCUUGCUGUGUGUUCAUUAACUCUUCCUCUGUGCACAUCAUUUUUCUCUCCUUAUGGCAUUACAUGUUUUAGCAUUUGGCUCCUGCAAUUCCUCCUUGUCAGGUUCUACCAAAAAGAGUCUGAUCUGUAUGAAAAACUGUACUACAACAAAACAUUUAUUUAAACAUAAUGACGUGAAGAUACAUUCGUUAAAUGUCUAGUCAGAAGAUCAUUGUUCUUAUCCUGAUCUUUAAGAAACAAAAAACUAAUUUGAACUUCUCUGUAAAACUUUUCAGAUUAUGUUUGUAUAAAGUAGUAGGUCUAUCAGGACCAAGAAAUGUAAUUAUGGUAGUUGCUACUGCUAUAGCUGCUUUCAUGUUCUUCAAUUUUUAUUAGAAACUACAAGGACUUAGAAAUGUUCUAUUUUUUUAUGAAAUCUCAUGUUUAGAAUUUUGUAUUAUUGUGCAAUGUUAUAGAAAUGUUUAAUAACAAAAGUUGGAUAUUUUGUAGGUGUCAAAUGAUAAAACAUUUAAUACCAUAUACCACAAAAUCAGCUCAAUGUGAGGGCUUUCAGAGCUGACAUGGUAACAUUAAUAAACAUGGAAACAAAAUGACAGAUGCUCCAGAAGAGUCAGUCAAUUAUCUUGGCCAAUGCUUGUAAAAUUUACAUGCCACAAAAUCAGCUCCAAGAAAUCACCCUGCAAGAUGAGUUUUAUAAAGUGAGAAGACGGUAUGGCUACAAAUACAGAAAAUACCGACGAUGGCUAUGGGGAUAAAAUGGGCACUUGCAUUUGUUUUAGAAUGAAUGAAAAAUUGAAUGGAAUGGAUUAGUUCUGAAAUUAAAAGUGGAUUCAGGACUCCCAUGGGGGGAGUUACCGUAUUCUGCUAAUGGCAAUAAUGCAGCACCUGGAGCAUUCUGGUGAGGGCGGGGUGGGGGGCGUCAGGGAAAAGCUGCCAGUGAGCUCCACCUGCCACCUCCAUUAGAAGCAGUGGCAACUAUUUUAAAAAUAAGAAAAUGAAACUAAAUGGGACUAAAGAAACAAAUGUAAGUCUAAUGAAUGAAAAAAAUAUGAUUCUUACAAAUGGAUAACAAAAUGAAUACCUUAAUUAAAAAAAACCAAUGAAGUA
Molecule: messenger RNA, 7366 nt
Organism: Elgaria multicarinata webbii
Lineage: Eukaryota; Metazoa; Chordata; Lepidosauria; Squamata; Anguidae
Gene: USP54
Product: ubiquitin specific peptidase 54
Exons: 22
Coding region: 172-5340 (1722 amino acids)
Biological process (GO): protein deubiquitination
Molecular function (GO): cysteine-type deubiquitinase activity
Source: RefSeq, a predicted model, not a curated record